Molecule: messenger RNA, 651 nt
Organism: Penaeus indicus
Lineage: Eukaryota; Metazoa; Arthropoda; Malacostraca; Decapoda; Penaeidae
Exons: 5
Coding region: 1-651 (216 amino acids)
Source: RefSeq, a predicted model, not a curated record
AUGGUAAGCAUCACCUCCCCCCUCUUUCCAUCCACACAGAGCAAGCCCCUCGUGACAGAGGGAGGCGCUGGAGGCUCCAUCCCCGGGCUGGACCAAGGCAGCAAUGUGGCGUGCCUGCCGGGGACGAAAAGGUGCACGCAAAUGCCGAAUCUGUGUGUGCCUUCAGACAUCCCCUGCAGUGCCAUAGGUGAGACUGUGACAAGCAAUCCCUUCGUGACAGAGGGAGGCGCUGGAGGCUCCAUCCCCGGGCUGGGCCAAGGCAGCAAUGUGGCGUGCUUGCCGGGGACGAAAAGGUGCACGCAAAUGCCGAAUCUGUGUGUGCCUUCAGACAUUCCCUGCAGUGUUAUAGACGCUGCGAACGUGCAUAAUCAGACGGAUGUUCAGACAUUUCUCAACGCCUUUUGUAAAGCGAAUGCAUAUAUAAAAGGCUGCCACAGCAAGCCCCUCGUGACAGAGGGAGGCGCUGGAGGCUCCAUCCCCGGGCUGGACCAAGGCAGCAAUGUGGCAUGCCUGCCGGCGACGAAAAGGUGCACGCAAAUGCCGAAUCUGUGUGUGCCUUCAGACAUCCCCUGCAGCGUUAUAGGUGAGGCACGCAAGAGGUCGGUGGGCAUCAGCUCGAUUGGUGUGCAGGGCGGGGCUGUGGCAGUUUGA